AUGCUUCGCCACUGCACCCACAAGCAGCACAGACACAGCCACCAACAGAGCGUCGUGGCCGCGGCCGCUGCCCCCGCCACCAUGGCGGCCGCGUCCCCAGCCUUCUCGCUCUUCUUCCCGCUGCCCAACACCAAGGCCUUCCAGUUCGACGACGACAGCCACAGCUCAGUCACCACCUGCCCCUCGUCCCCGUCCUCCUCCUCUUCCUCCACGGGCACCGUCGACUGCACGCUCUCGCUCGGCACGCCGUCCUCGCGCCGCGCCGCCGCCAAGCCCCGCCCGCCGUGCCUGGCGCUACCGUCUCGCAGCGCCGUGUCGUGCGACGUCGCUGCACCCGCUGACCAGUCCUGCUGCUGCCGCUGCUGCUCCUGCCCGGGCGGCAGACGUCCCUCUCCCGCGGCCGCGAACAAGAGAGCCGCGGCCGCGCACGGGCACGGGCAGGACCCGGCGCCGCUCGUGGACCACCGCUGCGCCAGCUGCGGCACCACGUCCACGCCGCUGUGGAGGAACGGGCCUCGCGGGCCCAAGUCCCUGUGCAACGCCUGCGGCAUCAGGUUCAGGAAGAAGGAGCGGCGUGCGGCGACGGGGACGACGACGGCUGACAUGGACCAGGGCGGGUGCUACUUGGCGCAGCGGGCGCAGUACGGGGCGGCGACGUCUGGUAGGGCGUACUACGGCGGCGGCGACGGCGACAUCGCGGACGCCGAAGCAGUGCCGGCGCAGUUCCUUGCAUGGCGACCCAGCGUCGUCGAGGCGGCCGAGUUCGCGGCGGUCUGGCCGGAGCCGGCGACCUUGUUCCAGUACAUCAACUAG
Zea mays is the source of this 813-nucleotide messenger RNA. RefSeq names its product GATA transcription factor 15. The transcript is spliced from 2 exons. The coding region runs from base 1 to 813 and encodes 270 amino acids. The record is from RefSeq and is a predicted model, not a curated record. Lineage: Eukaryota; Viridiplantae; Streptophyta; Magnoliopsida; Poales; Poaceae. Gene Ontology annotation, molecular function: sequence-specific DNA binding; zinc ion binding. Gene Ontology annotation, biological process: regulation of DNA-templated transcription.